Molecule: messenger RNA, 762 nt
Organism: Dacryopinax primogenitus
Lineage: Eukaryota; Fungi; Basidiomycota; Dacrymycetes; Dacrymycetales; Dacrymycetaceae
Exons: 5
Coding region: 52-528 (158 amino acids)
Source: RefSeq, a predicted model, not a curated record
CCUCCUUCACCAACUGCCCUCUCCCUGUUACAAUUCACAGCUGGUUCCAACAUGCUCUCUCUCUGUUCGUUGAUUAUCGCUCUCGUCACUGCUUCAGUGUCCGUUGCGCUGCCACACGAGGCUCGCACUGUUGAGCUCUCGGAGCGCCAGGGACCGAGUGGCUACGUCGUCUAUCCUCCUGGUGGUACUUCGUUCGACAUCAUCGGCGGCGGCGGGCCCAACGGUGGGGUCACCUACCUCAACAUCCAGUACCAGGGCGUGAAUCUACAGGACCCAUACGUGCAAACGGUCGGCAUCGAUAUCUACUUGCACGAUCCUACUGGUCAACAGGCUGAUAGCUACUUGACGUACGAGUUCGCCAGCGACCCGAGCGGCACUUUGAUUGAGGGAUAUUUCGUCCCCGCCCUCUGCGGUGACUUCGAACUUGUAUUUAUCGAGCACCAGAACAUGGGAAAUUUCGGCGACAUCAUCAAAUUCAAGGCUGCCGCCCCGUCAAUCACGAUCGUUUGUUCGCCUGAGCAGCGUUGAAUCAACCAAUAGCGAGGCAUUCUGAAAUGGACUUUUAACGAUUGUUAUGUAUUUAACUGAUGUGAUGUUGCCUUCCCCCUGUGAAAUGGAGGGAUCGGUGCCUCUGGGUGCCGUCAACUUUGAAGACAUAUAUCCGGUUCAGUGGAGGGGUAAGGGCUUCCGUGGCAUCGAUCAUGUGCUGCAUUUGCCCAUUCCUCCUCACUAAGAGGUUCGAAAGAUUAUCUGAAAUACGUC